Messenger RNA from Trichogramma pretiosum, 3552 nucleotides. RefSeq lists its product as uncharacterized. The record is from RefSeq and is a predicted model, not a curated record. The transcript is spliced from 4 exons. Bases 356 to 1009 code for a protein of 217 amino acids. Lineage: Eukaryota; Metazoa; Arthropoda; Insecta; Hymenoptera; Trichogrammatidae.
UACGGAUAAGGCCUGGCGCAGCACUAGUCGUAGUCGAUCGCGCAUCGAGCGCGGACGGUAUAUAUAUUAUUAUAUCGUUGGCAGAGCCUGGCGUAAAUGUGAGGCUAUCUAUACUAUUUAUACGUAAAAGAAGAGAAAAAAACGCACACUUUCUCGCGUGUUACGCGACAGUUCCUAGCCCUUGUUUAUAACGUGCUUGUGUGUGACGUGUGUGUAUACGAGAGAGAGACAGACUGCAGUGACCAAAAAAGAAAACGAGUUGGGUGAACGCGGUCUCGUGUGUAUAUCGAGGAGAAGAGGCGCUUCGUUUUAUUUUUUUUGCUUCCUUUUGUCCAAAUAAAAUACAGUUUGAAAGAUGCCUGAAAGUGGAGCAGUUUAUCAACCCACAACUGUAGGAUAUUCUUAUGAUACGAGAGAUGGCGGUCUUGGAAUCAGAAGAAGCUUUUCCAGGAUCAUGGCAAGGCACAAGUUUAGCACAAGGAGUUGGCUGGAAUGGGUGUUGUUCACAGUAGCUCUGGCAGCUUUUACAGCUGGACUCACCAUGAUGCUUGUAAAUGUAUUUCACAGUGGAGAGGAAGUGCCACAGAAGGUUGAUGAUGAAACACCAAAAGAUUCGGAAACAGCAGUAAAAGAACGUCAUGAGAAUGAAGGCAGAGCAUCGAUUGCAGCUGGUGCUUCAAUGAUGGUUCUAGGUAUUGGCUUGGGAAUACUUUGGGGCUACAUGCGUUUCUUUAGGCAUGGUAAAUUACCUAGAGGAGGAAUGACAGGCAACAGUGGUCAGAUGUUGGGCGGGUUAAAUCCAUCAACUGACUUGCUGGUGGGUUCCACUUCGCAGUACGGGCCAGUACUAACUGAGCUGCCAAGCCAAAUGAAAGCGUCAAAGAUCGACGAGGUCUCAACUGCCCUGCCAAUGUCCGAUCAAGAGGAAGAGACCCAUACAUUAAUGGACGACGUUCAGCUGCAACCAGCAGGAGGACCAAGCACCAUUGCGGGUCAAAUACCAGGCUGAGUAAGGGCUGACGCCAAGGUCAAUCUCUUUUUGCCUCUGUUUUCGACAUUGACCGAUAGGCCCUACAGCUGAUAGUCCGAUUGGGGCGCGUCGAGUGGAUUUGUUCGACUCGACGACGAUUAUAUGUACGAUUAUACAUAAUGACGAUACCCAAGGCCACCACCGCAACACAUUAAUACAUUUGCGCUGCAAGUAAAAAUUAUAUUUUAGAGAACGAUAUUUUCAAAAAGAAUUUUCAUAUAAUAAUUUAUUUAUUUUAACACCGAAUGAAUUUCGUCUGGAAUGAUGAAUAUAAUUUCAUCACAGAUAAGAGUGCCAAGUUUGUAAAUUGUGAAAAAAAGAUUGAAUGGGAAAUGCGCAUGCAAUAAGCAAUUUAUUGUUUUAAAAAAUCAAGAACGCCUAUUGUUUGCUUAUGCUCAAAAAUAUAACAUUAUGAAUUUGCAACUAUCCCACCUUACAUUAUAGAUAUUGUCAAAUAUUGCAUUAAGUAAAACAGGGCCGUAGUCAUCUAAGUUGCAGAGAAAUUAUUAUUGUUUAACAAUUUUAACCAAGUGUACAGAAAAUAUGAUCAAAUGAUCAACUAUUUUUAAGAGAGAAAUGUGCAUUUUUUUUUUAAUAAAAUACUUAGAUUUUUUAUUAUUUUGAUAAAUUUAACAAUUACUUUGUGAAAAAUACAAUUUUUUACUUUCAAUUUUUUUGGGAAGGUUAUUGUUUAGCCUGUUGUAUAUAAAAAUGAUUUAUCUAUAUCCUAAUUAGUCAACAAAAACUUUUUUAAUUAUAUUAUUGAUAUAUCUUACACAGAUAUCUUAAAGUAAAAAUUGAUUUAUAUUAUAAUGUAUCAUCUUUGAUACUAUCGUAUAACACGAGAAAAAUUACGUCCUGUACUCGUUAAAUAAAAAAUAUAUAAUCACGAUUAAGUAGAAUAACUUUAUUUUGAUGUAUCUAAAUUUUUUUAUACUUAUUAGCAUGUAAAAAUUUGUCUAUUCAAAUAUAAAUAAACAAUGAAUUUACGUAUUAUAUUUACUAGGGAAUAAACGAAAGAUAUAUUUCUAUAGUUGCAUACCUUGUAAUGUAUAGAUCUCAAGUAUUCUGCAAGUGCGAAAAAAUUUAGAUUUAAGAUUUUUUAAUUUAGUAUACACUUGCAUCUUGCAUAUGCAAUUAAAUUUAGGAGAUUCAAAAUAUAUAUUUUAGAUUUUGAAUAAACAUAAUUAAUAAUCGUAAAUGUUAUAAAUAAAAAAAAUUAUAAAAAUUAAGCUUUUUCUAAUUAUCUUGAGCACUACAAAUUGACAAAGGAACCUUUUAAUGAUCUUAAAAAUUAUGUCAUCAAAAAGUAUUUAAAAGAAUUUAAGAACACCCAAGUUAUAAAACCAUUGACAAAUGCAUAAACUUAGCAAGAUUCACUGGUAAGCGCAAGUUGAUAAACAAUAAUUUUGUACUAAUAUAAAAUGAAUUAGGGUAACGAAGUACAUGGUAAUGAAUAACAUGAUUUGAGCUAUAUCCAGCUGAGACAAUCAAGAUCUUUGGGUGUGCAAGAAAGUCAGUGUAAGCAUUGUUGAUUGCAAGUACUCUUAUGUGAACAGUUUUCCACUAGUUCACUAAUAUUAAACAUUUUCUUAAUUCACAAUUAGUAGGAACUUUUUUCAAAGAUAAUAUCAAUACAUUGAAAAUAAAUAAAUUUUCAAUUGAAUAUUCAAAAGUACAAUAAAGUUAAAGAAAUAUGCAAUACACCAAUUGUUAAACAUUAGAGCACUGCAAGAUUUAUAAAAAAAAUUACUUUUUCUCAACCGUAGGAAAAUAGAAAAUCGUCAUUGCAAGCUUUUAAAAGCCAUAGGUAAUUAAUGCAAUACCAAAAUAAUGCAAAUUAUGGUAAAACUCAUUUUCAAGUACCUAAUGAGUUUUGAAUGAGAAAUAUUUAUUUUAUUUAUGCACGGACUUUAAAUUUGUAAGUGAUAAUAUAAAAAUUAUAUUAAAUGUUUUUAAACAUUCUAAUAUAAGUAAUAUUGCAUCGAUUAUCAAAGUUCAAUCAGCAUAAAAGCAUAACUGAGAAAAUCUUUUUUACAAAUCCAGCUCAUUUCAAAAGCACAAAAAACCCAAAAGAAUAAUUUGAAAUGAAUGAAGAUUUGAAGAAACGAUAAAAUCGACGAUGAGUCUUGAUAAAAAAUUGGAGUAAAUUGAAACAUUUCAAAUAACAACGAAGCUUAAGUAUCUUUUCUUGCUUCAAUUUAUCUAAAUAAUUUCAUUAAUCAUCGAACGUAUGUAUUGAACGAAAUGAUAACACUAUUUCAAUCCGAGUCCGUACUUAUAUACCUCAAUAAUGAUCGUAUGAUUUUUCACUCCGUCCAUUUUUGUAAGCUAUUGCACUGCGAUAGCCAAUAAAAAAGAUUCUACGCACGUCCCGAUGUCUAUAAGGUAUUUAUAUUUUGAUAUUUGGCAGGGAUUUCGUUUUCUACCCGUAUAAGAUUUGAAACGAUUGUGAGAUUUUGCUUACUUUAUGUAAAAGUAAUUAUCAUACGUAAAAUAAAUGACUGAACUCUGACGAAAAA